This is a messenger RNA of Alligator sinensis (Chinese alligator), 11257 nucleotides long. RefSeq names its product sphingomyelin synthase 2 (gene SGMS2). Gene Ontology annotation, biological process: sphingomyelin biosynthetic process; ceramide biosynthetic process. The transcript is spliced from 8 exons. Gene Ontology annotation, cellular component: Golgi membrane; endoplasmic reticulum membrane. Gene Ontology annotation, molecular function: sphingomyelin synthase activity; ceramide cholinephosphotransferase activity. The coding region runs from base 550 to 1647 and encodes 365 amino acids. NCBI's taxonomy places the organism in Eukaryota, Metazoa, Chordata, Crocodylia, Alligatoridae. The record is from RefSeq and is a predicted model, not a curated record.
GAGUGUCUGCCCGCCGCCCGCCCGCUUAUAAGCAACUGCGAAGUCCAAAUGUCACAGAGCCGGGAGGCUGCGGCUCCUCCAGGGCUUCCUCCCGCGGCAGCCCAGCGGGUCUGCUCCUGCUCCCACCAGGACUUGGCCAUUCUGCAGAAGCAGGGGCAGAUCACAAACUUUUUCUGAACUUUGAAAAAUGCACUAAACUUUGAGGCUUGGUGGCUGAACACUUUCUUAUGAUGCUUGCCACGUCAGGCUCUACAGGAAACAAUCUGCUGCCAAACUUCAGUAUAUCAUUUCAGAAAGAGCCAUGUUGAAUUGCUUCUCUCCGUGUCCGUUUCUGUACAGAUGAUAUAGUAACAGAUCUCUGGGAAGGAGUGAGAUUGGCUUCAAAGAUCUAUUAACUGACCAGAGAAAACACAAAAUGGACAAUUUCUGAAGAUUUUGUUAGAAGGCAAAAAUUAACUUUAAAACAUAAAUUGGACUUCAAGGAGUAAGAUAUUUUAAAAAGCAUCAGAAAAUUGGAAAUUCCUUGGUUUGGCCAAAAGUCUCAGGAGAAUGGAUACCAUUGAGACAGCAAAGCUUGAAGAACACAUGGAAGGUCAGAACAAUGAGACCUCAAAUGGCUAUGCUCGACCUACCCUAUCUGUCAGCGAAGAGAGCAAAAACGGCAAUAGCAAACCAAAGGGUUUGUCCAAUGGAUUGCGGAAAAGCACAAAGAAGUAUCCAGACUAUAUUCAGAUUUCUAUGCCUGCUGAAUCUAGGAACAAAUUUCCCUUGGAAUGGUGGAAAACAGGCAUUGCCUUUGUGUAUGCUCUCUUCAACUUAAUUCUAACGACUGUCAUGAUCACCGUAGUUCAUGAGAGGGUACCUCCCAAGGAGCUCAGCCCUCCCUUGCCUGAUAAAUUUUUUGAUUAUAUUGAUCGCGUGAAUUGGGCUUUUUCUGUAUCAGAAAUAAAUGGAAUGAUACUAGUUGGAUUAUGGAUAAUCCAGUGGCUGUUUCUUCGAUACAAGUCAAUAGUGGGACGCAGGUUCUUUUUUAUAAUAGGAACAUUGUACCUGUACCGUUGUAUUACCAUGUACGUUACCACCCUACCUGUGCCUGGGAUGCAUUUUCAAUGUGCUCCAAAGUUGAAUGGAGAUUCUCAAGCUAAGGUGCAGAGGAUCCUGCGACUGAUUUCUGGUGGUGGUCUGUCCAUUACAGGAUCACACAUCCUAUGUGGAGACUUUCUUUUUAGUGGUCACACUGUAGUGCUAACACUCACCUACCUAUUUAUCAAGGAAUAUUCACCUCGUCAUUUCUGGUGGUAUCAUUUAAUCUGCUGGUUAAUGAGUGCUGCUGGAAUAAUCUGUAUCCUUGUUGCACAUGAACACUACACUGUGGAUGUCAUCAUUGCUUAUUAUAUCACCACCCGGCUCUUCUGGUGGUACCACUCAAUGGCCAAUGAAAAGAACUUGAAGGUGUCUUCCCAAACAAAUUUUCUCUCUCGAGCAUGGUGGUAUCCAAUAUUUUAUUUCUUUGAGAAGAAUGUACAAGGUUCAGUUCCAUGCUGCUUCUCCUGGCCAAUAUCUUGGCCUCCCAGCUGUUUCAAAUCUUCAUGCAAAAAAUAUUCUCGGGUUCAGAAGAUGGGAGAAGACAAUGAAAAAUCCACUUGAAGAAAGGAAAGAAAUCAACUGCUCUUCUUUUUACCAAAACAUUAAUGCUAUAACCAAAGUUCUUUGAGGACUGUAUUGUUACACAAGUGGACCAAAUUUUUGUGCAGUUGAUUGGAAAAACACCUUGUAGACAAAAAUGUCACCCCUUGAUAUAUUUUCUAGUCAUCACAUUGUACAGGCCUGUUCCACUCUUCAGUGCUGGUGUGCACCACUGUUAGGAUUUUUACCUGAGAAAGAAAAGAAGAAGGACUUUGGUUUAUUAAUGAGAUUAAGCGGUGCCAAAGAAUACAUCACGCUCUUCAUUAUUAAUUAUCACUCAUCCACAAAAGCACCCAAACAAAAUCUCUUCAGAGUUCUGGAGUUUAAGGGCAGAAGAAUGCUAAAAAUUUAAAUGCACAAUGUCUAUAUAGAAAAAUAUAAAGAAUAACACAGUGGUGGGAAGUGGUUUAUUGCAUUGUUUUUGCAAAUGAAGGUUAAACCUCCUGAUAAAACAACUGAAGCUGGAAGUGAACCUUGCCAUUUUUACAUUAUACUGGGUAUGAAUGUAUUAUGACCCUGAAAUACUACCAACUCCUAUGUAUCCUAUACUACUCUAAACCAUAUUUUUUACACUUUUUUAUUAGUAAUUUUAUAAAAGUUAAAAAAAAAAAAAAAAAAAAAAAAAAAAAACGCUAUUGUGCUACUUGAUGACAUUGUGAAAUAGAAAUAAUAGCUGCUAACAUCAUCAGCUCUACAACCUUGGAGAUAUUUUAUUUUUAAAAUUAUAACAAAUAAGAAAAUAAUUUCAAAGUCUAAACCUUUAACGGUGAGAUAAUUUCAGUCUCUAUGUAUUAUGUGUGUAUAUAUAGCUAUAUAGCACAUAUACCUAUAUAUACACGUACUUCUGUGUAUUUACACACACAUACAUUAACCAAUAGUAUAUAACUGAAAAGAAAGCUAUUUAUAAUGUGUUUCAAGCAAAAUUUACGCUGUUGGUUUUUUUUGUUUGUUUGUUUUUUAUUCAUUCACUUACUUGAGGACUGUAAAGUCAAGUCUCAAAUAGGGAAUGCUUAAAAUAAAAAUAAAAUUAAUUUUAGUUCAUAGUUUCAGCGUGAAACACUUAGCAUUGUGCUUGACAGCCUCAUGUUAUACAUUGAGAAUAUUAUUAUUUAUGCUUGGCACAAACCUCAGUCUCAUAAACAAGUGUCCAGGCAAAUACCCUAAAACAGUAGCAUUUCUUUGACUAUACCUAACAUCUAUUAUUAAAUGGUGCUGUCAUAUGACUGACUUGCUAAUUCCUUUCUACCGGUGCUGCUUUGUCCAGCCACAGGGUCUACACAAGUAUGUUGGUUAAGAAAUGGGAAAUCACUGCUUCCUUAGAAGCACGUGCAACGUGCAGAUCAGCAGUUACUAUGGUUCACAUUGUUUUGUUGUAUUUGAUAUUGUUCUUUAGGAAACCAAGUGGAUAAUUAGCACCACAGUGUUUAAGAGUUAAUAAUUUGUUCUGUAUUCAUUUCCUCAGUUAUGCUAGUAUUUUAUUUCCAAACCUUCAGUAAAAGCUGACAGUGGAGGGAAUAUCCAUAUUAAUAGUUGGUUUAACCUUUAACAUAAUUGAAAUACAAACUCUUUUAAGAAUGCCUUGAAAAGCUUUGAAUGACAAGUGUGAACACUGAAAAAAGAAAUUAAAUAAUGACAACCUCAGUUUUAAAACUUCUAGUUAAAAAGUUGCUAUAAAUAAAAUGCAGUUUAGAGUACUUGGAUCUGAUCUCUUUUUCAGAGGGCCAAUAACUAUAAAAAUAUACACCAGAGAAGUGAUUUUUACCUUGCAUUUCAGAUUAUUUGAUAAUGCACAAAAGUGUAAUACUUUUUUCCUUACAGGGCAUCCUGAUAAAAUAUAGUUAAAUAAGUAACACUAACCUUGUUCUCUUUUUAACUGUUUUGUCAUAUUUCACUAGAAAUAUUAUGCACCAUAUUUGGGACUCUUAUGUUAUGCAGAUAGACACAUUAAUCUCAGAGUUUUUUGUUUCUGGCGGAACUCUUGCCUCAAGUAGAUAACUCUUACACUGUGAAAGCAGUAUUUCUUCAGUUUUGAGCUGCAUAGUCUUAGUGAACAGUAUAGGGUUGGUCCUUUACAGAAUGCAAAGUUCUGUGGUUUUUCUGUUUUCUUAAAUCAUUAUGUCUUUGAAGUAACAGACUUCUGUGCUGUAGCUAAAUCAGCCAAGUCAUGUUUAAUUAUUUUUGUUUGUACCACUCCCAUUGCCUUUGGAGGGAAAUGUAAUGUAUUUCUUUAGUAGUAAAUCUGCUUCAAGAUGAGUGCUGUGAAAGAUGUUAUUGGAGCAUUCUAAGCAGCAUCAAAAACUAUGGUUUUCAUCUGGUAACCUGUUAAAUUACUGAAUAAUAAAUUGCCUACAUAGAUUACAAAAGAGUUCCAAUGAGAGAUUCCAAUGAGAUGCUUAGAAAGCUAAUGACUUGCCUGCAACUUCUCUGUUCAAAAAACAGUAUACUUCUGAAUUUAUUAAAUAACCUGCCUUUUUCUGAAAACAAAAUUAGGUAAAUGAUAGUAUUUUCUAAGAUUUCUUAUACUUUUGACAAUAGGAUCUUUCCUUUUGACCUUGUAACUCAAUAGAAAAUAAUAAUCAGUUAUUGAAUAAAGUUUGCUUGAAUUCCCUUUUUGUUUAAACAAAGACGACUUAACAAAUGAGUCUGUAGCUCAAUAAAUUGAAUAAAUUCUAAUUUUGGCACAAUUCUCUUAAUGCUUAAAUUUUCUCCAUUCUUAACUUGAUAAAAGCGGAGGGCUUUUUAGCUUUUAAAUAAUGGUGACCUUUUCCCAUUAUCUCUCCAUAACUUUAAGGUAUGGGAAAUUAACAAAAAAGGGAGUGGGGAUUUACCUCAUGUCACCUGUUUUGUCGUAACUUUUUUCAUGUGCUUGUCCUUACCCUAUGGUAAAUGGAAGCUAAAACACAGUAGUUUUACUACUCAGUGAAAUAGGGCUAAGUUUAUUAUAGUUUAGCACAGUGGUGCCUGGCUCAACCCUGUGGGCCAAAUGAGUGAUGCAGGGCUGGAUCCAUGUGGUCAGUCCGUGAGUGUGAUCUGGUACAUUUGGCCCAGCCCUGUGAGCUGGACCCAGCCAUGGAGUUACUCUGCACCAGAGCCUGGCCCCACGGUCUGGAUCUAGCCACCACCCGACCCGAGAUGCCAGCGUAGUCUGGUGCGUUAAGGCGCUGUCAUUCAGACUGCAUGGCUCCCUCCUCGUCUGGAAAUUUGGCAGCAGGGGAGUAGUAACAACAUUAAUUUCUGUGGCUUUCCAAAACUGCUGCAACCGUUCCCCCACUGCCAAAUUUUUAGACCCAUGGGAAGCCUGGAUUCAGCGUGCGGGCCAGAGAUUGAACCAUACUAGUUUAGCACGUAAACAACUACAGCAGAAAUAAUUUGCACUAAUUUGUUUGUUCCUGCCCUUUUGUUUCUUACUAAUGUAAACUAAAUAUCUUUUAUCCUUUUACUUUUUUAAAAAAAAAGUACAUAUCUCAUUCAGGAACGUCUGGAGCUUAAAUAUGUUCAAGAGCAGUAUACUGUGCCUUAUACUUUCACAUUACCCAUUUCUGUAUGUCCACUGUAAACACUCAAAGCACACAUAGGCCACCGCUAGCUUAUGUAUAUAAAAAGAAAAAGCGUAAGAAUUUCCAGUAAUUAUGAUAAAUUACUGAAUUACAAAGCAACUGCAAUACAAACAUUCAAGCUGGAAAGUAGGUGAAUAAAAGGAUAAAAUCAAAAAGGAAGACACUAACUUGGAAUUUGUUCAAAUGCAACUUCACAGUUCUGGGCAUUGCCUUUUAUUCAGGUUGCCAUUUCAAAUAUAUAUCAUUCAAUUAAAGUUUUCUGUGAUUUUAUUUGAUUGCUGUCUAUAGUAACACCUGUGUCCCUUGCCAGAUACCCAUAAGCAGAGCCGCUCAAUUUAGGGUUUGUAAGACUUCUGAAGUCCAUCCCUGGAACCUCAGUGUGUGUACCUGCCGUACCAGUAAAGUCAUAGUUGUUGCUGAACGCUUGAUUGGCAGGUCUGAAAACAGGUGUUUAAGCUACCUGCCUUACUGGAGUUACAAGUCUGACUUGAGCAUUCAUAUUAAAGGAACAUUGGCCAUGGUGAUUAGUUACUAAGUUUAAUUUAUCAGGAUCAUGGGGUAGAUGGCAUGUAACAUAUCUGUCAGAUAAAGCAGCUAAGUCAAGUUUUGAACACAACUGUGGGUUUGUACCUCCAUUAUAUGUGCUUAGUGCUCCCCUGUGGAGAUAAAGGAUAUGUGUCUAGCAUCACUCAACUCUCAAAAGGAAUAUUGACAAAAGGAACUAUAAAGGGUUAGACUGACAGUUCAAGAAAAAUAAAACCAAACCACAUGUUUUCCUACUACUAGAACCAAUUCCCCUACCCCCAUACAGCCCCAUUGCUUCUUAAGACAAACAAAAGAAUGUGGAUAACUUGACAAUGGGUUUUUGUUCAUUUUGACACUGCUGCAUUACUGUCUUUUGGUAAGAAUCCACAAAUAAAAAUGUUCUUGUGAUAUUGACAGCACACAAAGGAAAGUCCUUUUUUCAUGAGAUUUGCAAUCAUGAUGUCGAUGCUUUUUGACAAACCUUGAAUUCAAUCAGUCCUACAAACUUUCGAGUUUCACCAGUCACUAGCGAUUUCAUGGCCAGAUAACUCGGCCCCCUUGUUAAAUCGUCAUAAUGACAGCAAAGGUUUAUUUCUGUUAGAUUUGAAAUAUGCUCUAGGGCUUUAGGAUCUGAUUUCUCAUCUACAACUCAAAGGGGCUGAAUCAGGCCCAUAAAGAGAGGCCUCAAUAUGCAGGUUUCGGUUCUGCCCCAGGCUCACUCAUUGACUUGUGCUCAUUUGGAGAAGUCACUUUUGUUCUCUGGGACUAAUUUAUCAGUUCCACUGAGCAUCAAGUUGCAGUGGUCUUUCCCAGGAAUAGACUCAAUGGGCACAUCAACACGUGCAAUUAAUACAAAGCAAUACGCUAGUAUCAGCUGGAGGUCAUUGCUCCUGAGUGCCAUGAUUACAUGUGCACUUUGGACUGCAGCAUGUUGAGCUGGAGAGUCAACCUGCCAGACUGGAGCUGCUCCAACCUGGCUUAACAUGCUGCAGAGAGGCUGACUGGGGCAUGAGGGUACUCAAGUACAGGGCUUGCCGGCAGCUAGUCCCUGUACUGAAGCACCCUCAUGCCCAAACCAGCCCCACAUGUGCAUUGCUUCAGAGUAAAUAACUCUGCCAUAGGAUAGUACUUGUAUUUACAAGUACUAACCUACCUUGGAGUUAAUUAGUUUACUGGUGCCUAAUAGAGCUGCAGUGUAGAUAUGGACACUUUACUACAGAGCUAAUUAGCCAGCUGUGCAGUAAUCGUCUCGUGUAGACACUCCCAGUGUAUAUGAAAAUUUAAUCUUUCCUCACAUCAGUUUGAUGGCUUGAAAAGACUGUUUCUCUGUCUCUCAGUACUAUUGUGUAGUUGUACUAUAUACAAACUACUUCUUAAAUCAUUGAAUAAGUGCUAUAGAAGUGCAAAAUACUUUCUUGAACUAGGAGUUUGACAACGUAGUUUAACUAAACUAAUGAAAUAUGUUUUGAGUUCUAUUUCUGCAUUAAGCACAGCAAGAGACAGUCCACAUUUCAACCGUAAGGUGUUCUUUUUGUAGUGGCUGAAUCUGACAGUCAUUCAAAUCAAUGUUGCAAUUGAAGUACAUGCAAGAAUAAUUUCCCAACAUAAUAUAUUAAUGUAAUUUCAUUGUUAUGCAUUAGAGGCCAGUGAUAUGGAUAUUGCAAAGCUGUGUUGUGGAAUUCUAUUUGUAACAAACAUUGGGAACCAAGUCAAAGUUAUCCAGUUGAGUAUCUCAUGCAAACAUAUACUUAAACUAGCAUGUAUAGCCUGUGAGCUUUACUUUACUUAGCAAUAUACUGUAUAUUAGAAUUAAAUCUAGGAAGGAAGAGGGAAACUUGAAGCUAGUAUAUGAAGAUUCAAGAAGCCAUAAACAAACUAUAUUUGCCAAAUUGGACGGUAAAACUAUUACAUAGGAACAUUUAUUUAAUGCUUCAGGAUAUGGAGAUGCAUUGCAGAAUAUGUAUUAAUGGUUAAAAAUUAGCCAGUUAAAUUGUCUUCGAAAUAUAUUCUUUCAAUGCAAGUGCCUUAUUUUAUAGUCCAGUUUUAUGUGUCUUCCUGUACAUUGUGAAAUAUGUUGAUUUCCUUUGGUUACUUCCACUAUAAGAAAAUGUGUAUCAGGUAUAUGUUACUCUAAGGAUGUGUUAUUAGGAUAUGUUUGCAGAUCUUAAUCAAAAUUCUCUCUGUCAGACACUUGCUAUAACUUUCAAAUUGUCAUUAAAAGUAUCACACAACCUGUACUAAUGCAUAUAAGGGUGCAUUAGCACUUCUGCUAGUAAGCUCCUGUUUCCAUGGAUUUAAUUAUUUGAUUGUGAAAUAUCACACCAUGCUGAAAUGUAGCACAUGAGUUUUGGGCCAAGGUCAAAUAUUUUGACAAAUGUUGGCAAAAAGUUCUGCUUUAAAAUUAGUUCGUAUUACAAUAGAUGGGUAUUAGUCUUUUCUAACGAAUUCCUCAAACUGCAUUACUUUUUAAGGUGGAAUGUUGAAGCUAAUAGUUUCUAAUAGUAGUUUUGUUUAGUGCCUUUGAGUGUUUGUUUUUCUUUGGGGUGGAGGCUGGUGAUGAAGAAUCACUAUGUUUAAUUUGCUUUCAGUGGGAGCAUUUUUAAUCUAAAUGAAUAAUAUAAAGGCUUUUAAUGAAAUAUGUUUUCUGUGGACGUGUUUUCUGUGAUGCUGUGCUUUGGGCUAGCAUGUGACCUAUAGCCGCAACCCACACAAUGAAGAGCAUGCAAAAUGGCCACUGCAACAAGAACACCCAGGAGGAAUUAUGGUUGACUCACAUUGACUUCCUGCAUGCCAUAGCCAUAAUAUCCUAACAAAGAAUGUAGCAUGCACCACCACACUUGUCCUGUUUCCUCACUACUUUUUGGGAUGAUCAGGGCUGGCCAUAAAAAAGGAAUGUGCUCCCAGUUACUCUCUCUGGUCUUUGUGCUAUGCAAUGGAAGCUUGCAGAGCUCUCCCCACCUUUUUGAAUUUACUAGACCUAAUUUGAUUUCCUUUGGGUAAAUCAAAUUUCAAAGCUAGAUAAAGCUCACUACCAUUUUGAUAAAAACUCCUGUUUCUAAAGUGCCUAAGAAGCAAUUUAAUCUAACACAAACUAGAAAUUUUGUCUAGUUUCUAAGCCAUUUAUGCCCUGUAUUUUGUAUUUGUCCAGUGAAUACUUAAGAGCUGUGAGAGGCUAGGGUUAAUUGCAGGAGAAUAAUCUAUAUUGCUAGUUGUCAAAAUUAGUCCUUAUACUAGACUACUCUCUUUCAGUGUAUCUUACAAAAUAUGUAUUUAGCAGAUGUUGUUUUUUAUUAACUACCUUUUUUUAACAUUAAAAACAGAAUUAGGUUCUAGCAAAACACAAGUAAUUUUAAAGUGAAGUUACAUUUUUGGAAGAAAACUAAGAAUUUUCCGAAGAGCUGAGUUCAGAGGGUUGGGUUUUUUUCUUGCAAGACUUGUUGUCUGACGCUUCUGAUUCGCGUCUACUCAUGCGCUUGUGCACCUAUUUGAAGUCAAUGGAACUGUUUACUUGCUUCAGAUUAGACUUGUUUGAGCAUCUUGCUGAAUUGUAGUAAAAAUAUAAAGUGCAGCAAGAUGCCUUCCCCAUGAUUUUAGGUGCUUCAUGUCACCAGCUCAGAUGAAAUACAGAGAUUCCCUCCCAGAUUCCAAUGCAAAAAAAAUCUUUAUUUUGCAUACUUUUACAUUGUUUUUUCCUUUAUGUUUUAUAGCGGUAGACAUCUUUGCAUUGUUAAAAGCAAUAAUCUCUUCCAAGAGAUAAGAGCAGUAAUGUCUUCCAAGUUAUGCUGCUUUGAAAGGGAAUUUGCUGUGUACAGAAUAGUUUUUCAAACUCUCCUCUUUCUUUCUGUCUUCCUCUAGUCUAGUCAGUCCCAUGAAGAGGAAUUCCUGCAUAAUCUCCUGUAGGACAUGAUCCUACAUAGCCAACUUUCUUUUGCAUACAAUCCCUCUGUCCCAUUCGGCUUAUAUCUGUUAUCUUUUUACACUGAUUCAGAAUCGUAUGAUUUAUUUUUUAAAAAACAAAAAAAACCCAUGAGCUGAAGUUUAGUCUUGAACUUCCUCAAAUACAUUGUCAAAGUGUGCUCUAGUAAUGUUCUUUCACAAUUUGCAGCUAAAUUGGAAUUUUGAGUGCAAAAUCUAGCACUCAAGGCUAUUACUUAAUGUGCCUCAAAACAGUUUGCACAUAGAAGUCAUCCAUAAAUGUUUAAUUACUGACAAAUACAAUAGUGACAAAAAUGUGAGGGUUGUAAGAGAGCAGGCACUACCAUAUUCUGGCUGUCAUAUGAAAUUGGGCACAGAGAAGACUGUGGGGAGAGAGAAUUUACAGUGUCAGGUUUAGGAAGUUUCCCCAUGACUUUUGUGGGAAUACUUUUAGGUCUCCAUAAUACUAAUUAUGGGUAUGUACAGAUAUUUGGGGAGGUUAGAUCAAGUUAAUGGCCACCCAAUCUAAGGUAAGUCAGGAUGGAGGGGGACUAGUGGGAGGGCUUAGGAUCAGGGGAGGCAAGCAGGCUCCAGUGGGGGAAUCAGGGAGGCAACUGAGUUCCACAGGAAGGGGAGGGUUGGGAGGCUCAUGCAGUUUGCCGGGGGUGUGGCAAUUGCGGGGGGUGGGGGGGGCGCAAGAGGCAGGGGCUAGCAGUGUCCUUGAGGGGACUUUGGAGGAAGGGGGAGGAUUUUUUUUUCCCCCUCCCCCAGAUCAGGAGCUAUUUUUAGGCCCCCAAACCCUCUCUGACUCCUAGAUGAACAACCCCUUGUCGAACCAACCCCCGCAUGCUGUCUGCUUCUCCUCCCAUCCCAACUUACUUCCUUGACUCCCAAUAUCAGCAGAUAUUGGUAAAACCAGCACUGGGAAGAGCUUACAGGAUUGGGUGUUUGGCAGACUUGCAGAGGACUGACUGAUCUUGGGGGAGGAGGGUUGUUGUUUGGGGGUGGGACAAAGGGUUUGAAGGACUAAAAAUAGCCCAGUGCCAUGGGGGUGGGGAAGGGUAGGGGAAGUGCAGUCCCAAGGCAGGGGCCAGUAGUUGGUCUUUCCCAGCCCCAAACAUGGAAACUGUACAGAAGGCAAUCAAAUCUGUUUUGCCAGAUCCGAUCUAAGUUAGACUAUCUCAGAGGUACACUUAACUUAGAUCAGGUCAGCUGUUUUAAAACUGAUCCAGCCUUUCUAGAUUUCUGUACAAUUCUCAGUUACAGUACACCCAACCAGGGAUCUAAGUAUAAGGUCUGCACCUGGGUACACUAUGUUAGAUUGGGUGGCCAUUUUUAAAGCAAUCUAACCUCUCCAAACAUCUAUAUGUACCCUCUAGGAAGACUUUUGGGGCUGUUUAUAGUGAACUUCAAAACAUUCAAAUAUUAAAAAAAAAAAAUCUACCUAGUUAUAGGAUUAAUUCCAUAUUUGGACACCCUGCAUGCCUAUAUACAGGCUCCAAUGUGUUCUAAUUAGACGGCUCCAGCAUGCUUCACCAUCAUGUGUAUUCAGCAUCCUGCAUUUCAAAAUGAUG